AUGCCAGCAAUUACCUCAUCUGCAGUUUGUUUGGGAUCUGCUUCUUCGAGUGUUGGUUCACUUCUUCAUCGUUCAUCCAAUGGUUCAAUAAGCUCUUGUCAUAUUGAUAAGGAUUCCUAUAUGAAACGAAACAUUUCUAACAGUUACGAUUCGAUAGAAAACUUUUCUUCCUCUUCAUCACCGUUGGACGAAUUACUUAAUGAUGAGAGUUGCGAACUGGACAAAAAUGAAAUACGAAAGAUUCUUAUAAGAACUCUCCCACCUCUCCCUAAAACACAAAAUCCCUAUAAGAGAAUUCUAGACAAUCGAAUAGUCGCAAUGAUAAAGGAAACUAUUCCUUUUAGAUCCAAUUUUGACGGAAAUAUUAAGCAAUAUUAUGAUUUGAAUUUGGUUAUUCCACCUUCAUUGUUGGAGUUUGUCCAUGGUUUCGAAUGGGAUGCUGACAGAAAAUUUCUAAAUCCGAAACUCAACAUUAUUUCUGGUCCUGUUCGAUUCUCAAAACUUGAAUCAUUAGAUAUGAUUUGUAAAUAUCCAGCUCUUCAGCAAGUUUCUGAUAUCAAUUCGAUCAUUUUCAUUGCAGUUGGAAAGGAUAUUUUAGGAGUGAGAGUUUCAGAUAUUUUGCAUUCACCAUCUAAUUUCAAUUUACAAAUAUUCAGGGAAAAUUCAUUUAGAAUUGAGGAAAGAUCCUUACUAGAAAUUGUUGAAGGAUUUUCAUGUUGGAAUAUUGACUCGAAAAAUCUUUAAAAAGUGAAACAAUUCA
Naegleria gruberi is the source of this 760-nucleotide messenger RNA. RefSeq lists its product as uncharacterized. The record is from RefSeq and is a predicted model, not a curated record. The coding region runs from base 1 to 744 and encodes 247 amino acids. The transcript has a single exon. NCBI's taxonomy places the organism in Eukaryota, Heterolobosea, Eutetramitea, Acrasida, Naegleriidae.